UCAGUCCGCCUGUAACCAGAUGGGGGUCGUUCCAUCGACAACUUUCAAACGGUGCUACCACCUCCCGCAAGCCAUGCUCAACUACCAGGGUCUGACGUCAAAAGGAACGCGAGCCGUCUGCCUUGCUCUCGUGUCUAACGCCGUAGUGUCGGAAUUACUACUGGCCGGAAACGCCAUUGGAACGUAUGGGUUGCAGUGUAUUGUGGACAUGCUGAAACACAACACAACUAUACAGGUUUUGGACGUGUCUGACAACGAUCUUGGGAGUGCUGGGGCGUCGUUACUGGCAGACCUGAUCAGCAACACAACUCUAGCCUCACUUAAAGCAUCGGGUAAUCAUUUUAAAGGAACCGACGCCAAAUAUUUUUCACAAGCUAUACAGAAAAAUACCACAUUAAAGCAUCUGGAUUUGAGCCACAAUGAGUUUACGGAGAAGGGCGGAAUACUCCUGGGCCGGAGCAUAGGUGAAAACGAAUGUUUAGAAUCAGUAAAUCUAAGCUGGAAUCACCUCAGACUGACAGGAAUAGCUGGUAUAGCUGAAGGUAUUAAAGCAAACGUGAGCAUCAAGAAGUUGAACGUGUCGUGGAAUGGGAUCGGUAACGACGGCGCCAGGGUGCUGGGUCGCGCGCUCAGAGACAACUGGAUACUGGAGGAACUGGACGUGUCGUCAUCAAGGAUCGGCUUUGAAGGGCUCAGAAUGCUGUUUGCGGGAAUGGUUGGCAACGAGACGUUGAAACGUCUUAUACUAACCAAGAAUCCGAUUACAAGUUCUGGUGCGUGUGUGGCUCUCAGACUCAUCCAAUCAACGCCAAGCUUUCAAAUAAAAAAGCUAGAAAUGGCAGAUCUUAGUGUCACUAGCGAGUUCCUGGAUUUGCUGUCAGAGCUGCAUAAAACGAAGCCCGACUUCGUGGCGGUGUAUGGCGGAAUACUGCGAAAUAAAGACAUGAUUCUAGAUACUCUGGCCAAGCACAGCGACAUCCGCGACCCGUUGGAAAUCUUCAUGGAGUUCAUCAAACAAAACAAUCUGCGCUUGAUGGACAUGUUCACCAGGCUUGACAAGGACAAGAACUUUAGCAUUAGCAGACUGGAGUUUGAAAGAGGCAUAAAGGACGCGGAAAUUCCACUGGAUGGUCUUCAGAUGGACAAAUUAAUUAACAGACUUGAUUUCAACGGAGAUGGAGAAAUAGAUUUUGGAGAAUUGCUUGAUGGAUAUCACCAGUAUGUGCAACGACGGCGUAAGAAGAGGAAAGAUUCUGAAUACAUGCAAGCUCUAUCCAAUCAAAUCAGACCUAUAUCCUCGAGAUCACGUUAUGUGUUCAGAAAUCCUUCCAGACCCUCUUCACCGUCGUACGACUCUGACCCAAAUUCAAGACCUGUGACUCCCCACUGCAUCAACCUCAGUGGACCACUGGGAAACCGAGACGAGUUUAUCAUGUCUCUGAACCAUCUGCCGAACAACAGGAACCACUUUCUAAACGUGUCCGACAUGAACGUGACCGACGUGAAUGCACUGAGUGACGACAGCGACGACAGCGACGACACGGGUUGUGAGAUACAAGUCCCUCAGUUAUACGACCACCACGGCAUUGGGGACCUGACAAUCAGUGACUGGUGAACUCUUGUAUGGAAUGAGCGCCAUGUGAAUACACAUAUAGUGUAUAAGCGUCCAGCGUGUAACAAUCACCAUAUGAAUACGCAUGUAUUGUAUAAGCGUUCAGGAUGGAAUAAUCGCCAUAUGAACACGCGUGUAUUGUAUACGCGUUCAGGAUGGAAUAAUCGCCAUAUGAACACACAUAUCCAGGAUGGAAUAAUCGCCAUAUAUAUGAAUUCAUACACAUAUAUUGUAUAAGCGUCCCGGGUGGAAUAAUCACCAUAUACUAGUAUCUGAAUAGACGCAGUGUAUGAGCGUUCAGGAUGGAAUCGGCGCCUUAUGAAUACACAUGUAUAAGCGUACAUGAUGGAAUAAUCGCCAUAUAUUUGAAUACACAUCGUGUAUAAGCAUUCAGGAUAGAAUCAGCGCCUUAUAAAUACACAUAUAUUGUAUAAACGUCCAAUCUUAUGAGCUAUAUCAUACACACACGAACGGUCGGUUUUAGACGCAGUAUUGGUCCGCGAACAAAACGUCCAUCCAGUCAUUUUCUUUCAGGACUACGAUGCUUUCCGAAGACCAGGAAUAAAAACAGUCUAAUUACAGUUAAUGAAGUUUGUCGAUUCUUAAAUGUCUUGCAUUAAUAAAUAAAUUUGAUACUA
This is a messenger RNA of Gigantopelta aegis, 2250 nucleotides long. Its product is annotated as leucine-rich repeat-containing protein 74B-like. The coding region runs from base 20 to 1615 and encodes 531 amino acids. Gene Ontology annotation, molecular function: calcium ion binding; protein binding. NCBI's taxonomy places the organism in Eukaryota, Metazoa, Mollusca, Gastropoda, Neomphalida, Peltospiridae. The record is from RefSeq and is a predicted model, not a curated record. The transcript is spliced from 12 exons.